GCGGCGGGGACGCGCGCUUCGCCUGGGUCGCCGGCGGACGCGCGCAGCAGUCCGAGCCUCAGACGCGCCAGAGCGAGGACCCGCGCAGGGACAGCCGGACUGAGGCAGCUGGAGGCGACAGCUUCUGAAACACGCACGACAGCUGCAUUUCGGGGUCUUGGGCAGUAACGCCCCGGCGGGACGGUGGGCGCGGCGCGAAAACGGAUUUUGGUGGUAUUCUCCAGUGACAUCCAGUACCUCUGCCUGCUGAAGGCUUUGACCGAGGCUGCUCUCAGCUGCUGACAUCAUCCUGAGCAAAGGAGGGUGUAGAAAUCAGGGGCACCUUGGGAGGCUUCUGACCGGUGGAUCUUCUGAAGAGCAAUGCUAAGACAACCUUUGGCUUAAAGAAUUAAAAAGAAAAUUUACAUCUUCAAGUAAGAAGACUUUCUUCAAAGUUCCCUGCAUGAGAAAUUAUUUGAGCGUUGCCCGCGACUCUUCUGCGAGAGAAGAAAAGGAAAUUCCGUGUGUGGGUCUCAGCAGGAGAAGAGCUGAUGCAGCUUAAAAUAAUGCCGAAAAAGAAGCACCUCUCCGCAGGCAGAGUGACCCUGAUUCUCUUCCUGUGCCAGAUGAUUGGUGCCCUGGAUGUGCCUCUUGAUCUGGUGCAGCCUCCAACCAUCACUCAACAGUCACCAAAGGACUACAUUGUUGACCCUCGGGAGAAUAUUGUGAUCCAGUGUGAGGCUAAAGGGAAGCCUCCUCCCAGCUUCUCCUGGACUCGCAAUGGAACUCAUUUUGACAUCGACAAAGACCCUCUGGUCACCAUGAAGCCUGGCUCAGGAACACUCGUCAUCAACAUCAUCACGGAGGGGAAAGCAGAGACCUAUGAAGGGGUCUACCAGUGCACAGCAAGGAACGAGCGUGGCGCUGCUGUCUCUAAUAACAUUGUCGUCCGCCCAUCCAGGUCACCCUUGUGGACCAAAGAAAGACUUGAACCAAUCACACUUCGAAAUGGUCAGUCAUUGGUACUUCCCUGUAGGCCUCCAAUUGGAUUACCACCAGCCAUAAUAUUUUGGAUGGAUAACUCCUUCCAAAGACUUCCACAGAGUGAGCGGGUUUCCCAAGGCCUGAAUGGAGACCUUUACUUCUCCAAUGUCCUCCCAGAAGACACCCGUGAAGACUAUAUCUGCUAUGCCAGAUUUAAUCACACUCAAACCAUACAACAGAAGCAGCCUAUUUCUCUGAAGGUGAUUUCAGUGGAUGAAUUGAAUGACACUAUAGCUGCUAAUUUGAGUGAGACUGAGUUUUAUGGUGCUAAGCCUAGUAAAGAAAGGCCACCAACAUUUCUAACUCCAGAGGGCAAUGAAAGCCUCAAGGAGGAGCUAAGAGGAAACGUGCUUUCUCUGGAAUGCAUAGCAGAAGGCCUGCCUACGCCAAUCAUUUACUGGAUCAAAGAAGAUGGAACACUUCCUGUCAACCGGACGUUCUAUCGGAACUUUAAGAAAACCUUGCAGAUCACUCAGGUUACGGAAGCAGAUUCUGGAAAUUACCAGUGCAUAGCGAAAAACCCAUUAGGAGCCAUUCAUCACACCAUCACGGUCACAGUUAAAGCGGCCCCAUACUGGAUUGCAGCGCCUCAAAACCUCGUCCUAUCCCCAGGAGAGAAUGGCACCCUCAUCUGCAGAGCUAAUGGCAACCCCAAGCCCAGAAUUGCCUGGUUAACAAAUGGAGUCCCAAUAGAAAUUGCUCCCGAAGAUCCCAGCAGAAAAAUAGACGGUGAUACCAUUAUUUUUUCAAAUGUUCAAGAAAGAUUGAGUGCGGUCUAUCAGUGCAAUGCCUCUAAUGAAUACGGAUACUUACUAGCGAAUGCAUUCGUAAAUGUGCUUGCUGAACCACCUCGAAUUCUCACAUCUGCAAACAUACUGUACCAGGUCAUCGCAAACAGACCUGCUUUCUUAGACUGCGCCUUCUUUGGGUCUCCUCUGCCUACCAUUGAGUGGUUUAAAGGAACCAAAGGAAGCGCUCUUCAUGAGGACAUUUAUGUUUUACAUGAUAAUGGAACAUUAGAAAUUCCUGUGGCCCAAAAGGAUAGUACAGGGACAUAUACAUGCGUUGCAAGAAACAAAUUAGGGAUGGCAAAGAACGAAGUUCACUUGGAAAUCAAAGAUCCAACCAGAAUCAUCAAGCAACCCGAACACGCAGUCGUGCAGAGGGGGAGCAAAGUGUCCUUUGAGUGCAAAGUGAAACACGACCAUACCUUAAUCCCCACCAUCGUGUGGCUGAAGGACCAUGGAGAGCUGCCCAGUGAGGAAAGGUUCUCCGUAGACAAGGAUCAUCUGGUGGUAACUGAUGUCAGUGACGAUGAUGGCGGGACCUACACGUGCGCGGCCAACACGACGCUGGACAGAGUCUCUGCCAGCGCUGUGCUCAGGGUUGUCGAUGUACCGAAUCCUCCCUUUGAUUUAGAGUUGACCAAUCAACUUGACAAAAGCGUUCAGCUGACGUGGACCCCAGGCGAUGACAACAAUAGCCCCAUUACAAAAUUCAUCAUUGAAUAUGAAGAUGCAAUGCAUGAAGCAGGGGUAUGGCACCACCAGGCUGAAGUUUCUGGAACACAGACCACAGCACAGCUAAAGCUGUCUCCGUAUGUGAACUACUCCUUCCGAGUCAUGGCGGAGAACAACAUUGGGAGGAGUGUGCCCAGCGAGGCAUCGGAGCAAUACCUGACGAAGGCCGCCGAACCAGAUCAAAAUCCCACGGCUGUGGAAGGACUAGGUACAGAGCCCGACAACUUGGUAAUUACAUGGAAGCCCUUGAACGGUUUUGAAUCGAAUGGGCCCGGCCUCCAGUACAAAGUGAGCUGGCGUCAGAAAGAUGGUGAUGAUGAGUGGACCUCUGUGGUGGUGGCCAACGUAUCCAAAUACAUCGUCUCCGGCACGCCAACCUUUGUCCCAUACCUGAUCAAAGUUCAAGCCCUGAAUGACGUGGGGUUUGCGCCAGAGCCAGCUGUCGUCAUGGGCCAUUCUGGAGAAGAUCUUCCAAUGGUGGCUCCUGGGAAUGUGCGUGUCAAUGUGGUGAACAGCACCUUGGCAGAGGUACACUGGGACCCAGUACCUCUGAAGAGUGUCCGAGGACACUUACAAGGCUACCGGAUCUACUACUGGAAGGUGCAGAGCUCGUCCAAAAGAAACAGACGCCACGUUGAGAAGAAGAUCCUCACCUUUCAGGGCAGCAAGACGCAUGGCAUGCUGCCAGGGCUGCAACCGUACAGCCACUAUUUUCUCAACGUCCGAGUGGUCAAUGGGAAAGGAGAGGGCCCAGCCAGCAGCGACAGAGGCUUCCAUACUCCAGAGGGAGUCCCCAGUGCUCCCUCCUCUCUGAAAAUUGUCAAUCCCACCCUGGACUCUCUGACUUUGGAAUGGGACCCGCCGAGUCACCCCAAUGGCGUCCUGACUGAGUACACCUUAAAAUACCAGCCAAUUAACAGCACGCAUGAACUCGGCCCCCUGGUAGACUUAAAAAUUCCUGCCAACAAGACACGCUGGACUUUAAAAAAUUUAAAUUUCAGCACUCGGUACAAGUUUUAUUUCUAUGCACAAACAUCAGUGGGAUCAGGCAGCCAGAUUACAGAGGAAGCAAUAACGACUGUGGACGAAGUUCGAGCAGUAAACCCCAGGAUCAGCAAUCUCUCUGCCGCAGCCGCUGAGACGUAUGCCAAUAUCAGUUGGGAAUAUGAGGGACCAGAGCAUGUGAAGUUUUAUGUUGAAUAUGGUGUAGCAGGCAGCAAAGAAGAAUGGAGGAAGGAACUUGUAAAUGGUUCUCGAAGCUUCUUUGGGUUAAAGGGUCUCAUGCCAGGAACAGCAUACAAAGUGCGAGUUGGUGCUGAGGGGGACUCUGGUUUUGUGAGUUCAGAGGAUGUGUUUGAGACAGGCCCAGCGAUGGCAAGCCGGCAAGUGGAUAUUGCGACCCAGGGCUGGUUCAUAGGUCUAAUGUGUGCCGUCGCACUCCUCAUCUUAAUUUUGCUGAUCGUUUGCUUCGUCAGAAGAAACAAGGGUGGUAAAUAUCCAGUUAAAGAGAAGGAGGAUGCUCAUGCAGACCCUGAAAUCCAGCCCAUGAAGGAAGAUGAUGGGACAUUUGGAGAGUACAGCGAUGCAGAAGACCACAAGCCUUUGAAAAAAGGAAGCCGAACACCUUCAGACAGGACUGUGAAAAAGGAAGACAGUGACGAUAGCCUGGUUGACUAUGGCGAGGGGGUGAAUGGCCAGUUCAAUGAGGAUGGCUCCUUUAUUGGACAAUACAGUGGUAAGAAAGAGAAAGAACCAGCCGAGGGCAAUGAGAGCUCAGAGGCCCCUUCACCUGUCAACGCCAUGAACUCCUUUGUUUAAGUCUUUAGGCUCUGCGCCAAUGUCCCAUUUCUCUGGAAUGUCUUUCCUGAGCUCUUCUCGUCCCUCUCAGCCUAUGGACACGUGGGUAGAAAGGAUUUUUCUGCUGUCUGUGAGUAUUAUGAGAGCAAAGCAAGAACACAACUCAGUCACGCGAUACGUUUAUGUGAACUGGGGUGCAACGUGCAUACUUUUUGUUGCUCAGAGUGGGUUUUCUCAAUUUCCUUGGAACUGAUUAAAAAACAAUCCAACAUCAUCAUCCACAGCGCCCAUCAUUCCCUGUGCGGGAUACAGCUCCAUAAGCUGCAUGAAACAUGCCGCACUGAGGCCACACCGCGGAUGUGAUGGCGACAUGGUCAGGUACUUAGUGCCACUAUUCUCAGCUGAACCCUAACUAUGAAUUCCGUUGUUAUUGUGGAGAGUGUUCCUGUAGCGUUCUCUAGAGCUCCAAUGUCUCUGUGGGCAUUGUUGUGAAACUCGUGACUAUGUCUAGCUGUUGUUAGUCUUUCCGGGAGACUGUUAGGAACAGUGUGUACAGUAAAUACUUCCUAUGUGAAUUAAUUAUGACAGACACAUCUGCUAAUGCUCACCAAGGCUCCGCCACCUCUUCUUUGCUCCUGUUACUUCUUAGGCUUCUUAACCUUCCAGGUUACAGUGGCAGUGUCCCACUGCUUACGCUCUCUGUGUCCAGUUGUUUGGGGGCAUAAACAUGACAUUUUGUGAUCCCUUCUGGCGUGUGUGCCAUACAGAAAGAACCGAAGACAAAACUCUCAAGUUAGAUUUCAGAUCUUAGUCUAGAAGAUGCAGGGCGAGCCUCGUGCAGUGCCUUCAGAUACUCAGCGUCCCCUGACGCCUGUGCUCUAGACUGGCCAAUCUGAGCAGCUCCACCCUGUGUGACUGCUGUUGGGAGGGAGGAACUUUAAAAAGGCAUUGGCAGUGAGAACCGAAGUGCUGGAAAGCUGGGAAAGUAAAAACAAGUUUAUUUGAAGGGGCUUUCCCCUAUAAAUAUCAAAAGCAAAGAAAGCUUUGUCAUCAGCCUGAGAACAUGAUGGGCCUGUGGUCUUUUGUUGAAGAAAAUCGAGGUUGAAAAUGGAUGAAAAACACAUGAUUCUAGAACUGAAACACACAGCAGCAUGCGAACAGAGAUUCCAGUAUACCUAUAUGAGCUUCCAGACUGCAGCACUCAACAGUGUAUGUGCAAACUGCAACAGGCACACUCCAGAAUCUGCAAAAUCUGACAAGUGCUUAAUUAGGCCAGCAAUCAAAGGGAUUACAGCUGCAGCCUAAAGAAUAAAUGCAUAUACCUUACCAUAGUCAUAAACGAUGUAUAUGGGAUGACUUACCUCCAAUAUAAAAAUCUAUGACAACCUAUGGUUGAAGGAAUGCUCAAAUUCACUUGCCAAUAAAUUGGUUUCUCAUAACUUGCAUCAAGUUUAAUUUUAAGUAAAGCUUUUUCUAUGUAGAUAUUCUGUUGAAUUUGUAAAUAUGCGGAAAGUGUAGAUGCUCUAUGCUUAGAGGUGUUACGUGCAAAUAAACACGCGAGCAAUGUUUA
Molecule: messenger RNA, 5910 nt
Organism: Alexandromys fortis (reed vole)
Lineage: Eukaryota; Metazoa; Chordata; Mammalia; Rodentia; Cricetidae
Gene: Nrcam
Product: neuronal cell adhesion molecule
Exons: 30
Coding region: 531-4361 (1276 amino acids)
Biological process (GO): brain development; cell-cell adhesion; axon guidance
Cellular component (GO): axon; plasma membrane
Molecular function (GO): cell-cell adhesion mediator activity
Source: RefSeq, a predicted model, not a curated record